This is a messenger RNA of Alnus glutinosa, 1545 nucleotides long. RefSeq names its product binding partner of ACD11 1. Gene Ontology annotation, molecular function: RNA binding. The transcript is spliced from 7 exons. The record is from RefSeq and is a predicted model, not a curated record. Lineage: Eukaryota; Viridiplantae; Streptophyta; Magnoliopsida; Fagales; Betulaceae. Bases 252 to 1154 code for a protein of 300 amino acids.
CUGCUUGCUGCUCUCCGGUUUCAACUGUCAAACCAACUCUUCUACUAUCUUCGGAUGUCGGAUUUGUAUGUGACUUUAAAUUAGAAAAAAGAAAAAAGAAAAAAAAGGGAUUCGAUUCAUUUCCUGCUUGUUGGAUACACUGGAAUAGCAAGCCUUCAUAUCCUGGGGUUAUCACUGCCUUGUGAAUCUUCAAUUAUUAAAUCCCCGCAAGCCAUAUUGAUCAGGGGAUUGGAACAGUUCCCCAAUCAGCUAUGACACCAAACUGGAUAAUCAAUGUUUCAGAUGUGAGGAAACAAAAUUUUAGGAUAAGAACCAUUAAGAUCAGCAACAUUUCACUAGCUGCAUCUGAGAGGGAUAUCAGUGAAUUUUUUUCAUUUUCUGGUGAUAUUCAAUACAUUGAAAUGCAAAGGGAAACCGAUACGACCCAACUUUCCUAUGUUACCUUCAAGGAUUCACAGGGAGCAGAUACAGCAAUGCUCUUAUCGGGAGCUACAAUAGUUGAUCUUUCUGUCUCUAUUACACUUGUUGAGAAUUACCAGCUGCCUCCUCAAGCUAUCCCACCAAACCUGGAGAAAAAGGUAGCUGCUACUAGUUCUGCUGUUAAGAAGGCUGAAGAUGUAGCGAGCACCAUGCUUGCUAGGGGUUUUGUCUUGGGAAAGGAUGCAAUUAGCAAGGCAAAAGCUUUUGAUGAACAGCAUCACUUGAUAUCAAAUGCCUCUGCCACAGUUGCUUCCAUUGAUCGUAAAAUAGGACUGAGUGAGAAGCUAAGCAUUGGAACAACUAUAGUAAACGAAAAGGUGAGAGACAUGGAUGAGCUGUUCCAGGUAUCUGAGAAAACGAAAUCUGCCUUUGCUGCUGCUGAACAGAAGGCUGCCACUGCAGGAACUGCUAUUAUGAGCAAUCAUUAUGUAUUAACCGGAGCUUCAUGGAUUUCAAGUGCAUAUAGUGCAGUUGCAAAGGCAGCUGAGGAUGUUACCAUGAUGACCAAGGAGAAGGUUGGGAAGGCUGACGAGGACAAGAAGGAGAUCCUUUACAGGGAAAGGACAGGGAUCAUCAAUGACUUUGCACAAAUCCAUCUUGAUGAGUCUUCCGCAUCGGAGCCUCCAACGGUUCCUGUCAAUUCAGCUGAUGACAAUACGCUUCGCAUCAUAUGACUGCUGUCGAUUUUCCUUUACCCAGUACAGUUGGAUUACUUUUCAGUUGUCUGUAUGAUAUGCUUGAAGACGAAGAUUCUAUGACGGAUUGCCUGUUGAAAGGCUAUAUAAAUCACAUUAAUUGCUGUAGUGAAUUUAGAAUUGCCUGGCUUGUCCAUAGUCUUCCACUGGACUCAAAUCUAGGUAGAAAAUGCAGAACUACCUGAAAGGAGCUGUUCUCAAGUCAAGUUGAAAGCAGUUCUGGGCUACUUCCAUCAUACAUGUUUCAAAGUAGAAGUUUUUGUUCGUUUGGGUUAUAUCAAGUAUAUUCUGUUUCCCACUAUUUUCAGUGCGGUUUAUUCUCCCCUCCCUCUUGAAUGAUUGGAAUGCUGGUUUCCUCCAUUUAGCUGUA